Pangasianodon hypophthalmus (striped catfish) is the source of this 1552-nucleotide messenger RNA. RefSeq names its product immunoglobulin superfamily member 10-like. Gene Ontology annotation, cellular component: external side of plasma membrane. The transcript is spliced from 6 exons. Gene Ontology annotation, biological process: immune response; T cell costimulation; cell surface receptor signaling pathway. NCBI's taxonomy places the organism in Eukaryota, Metazoa, Chordata, Actinopteri, Siluriformes, Pangasiidae. The record is from RefSeq and is a predicted model, not a curated record. The coding region runs from base 344 to 1552 and encodes 402 amino acids.
CUUCCUUUGUUAACUGUAAGGGUGUGGAAGUUCGAGUGUGUUUAUUAUGGUGGUAUUUAAAAUGAGUAAUAUUGGUAUUUUAUUAGAAGAUGUAUUAUGAUUUAUUACCAUUUAGGACAUAGACUUAGUUAUGUUGUACAACAGACCUGAGAGACUUUCUCACUUCUGUGUGGUCAGCGAUGAACUGCUAAGUUUGGAAUUCCUGUUAGCACUUCCUGUGAGGGUGUGAAUGAAGUAAUGUAAUAAACUUGCAGUGUGUGUUCUAUAGAGUGUGUUCAUUGUGAUCAGACACGGUGCAGCAGUUGGUCAGUGUGUGUUUAGCUCUAAUUCUCUCUUUGGAUUAAUGUGUGUGUUUGGGUCCUCAGUAAGAAUGCAGGUGUGUUUUCUUCUCCUCCUUAUACAGCUUCAUGUCACUGAAGGCUGCAGGCUGGAAGGAAACAGAGAGAUAAAACCCAUCACUGCAUACACAGGAGACUCAGUACUGCUGCCCUGCUCCUGCACUGACCUCCACACCAAACCUGAGACCUUCACAUGGAGGAAGGACACAAAUGAUUGGGUAGAGAUAUCUCCUGAGAGGGAGCAGUACAAAGACAGAUUUCAGCUGGUUAAUGAUCACUCUUCAGGAAAUCUCUCUCUGCUCAUAUCACACCUGACUGAAGAGGAUGGAGGAGUUUACAGCUGUGUUCUUAAAGUGAGUGAAUACAGAGACUUCAGACUCACUGUUAAAGGCUGCACACUGAAUCAACAGACAGUGACUGUGACUGGAUACGUGGGACAGUCUGUCCUUCUGCCCUGCUCUUGCUCUGAACUACAAGCCAAACCACACACUUUCAGAUGGAUCUUUUUAAAAGAGUCUGACCCCAAAGAAAUCUUCCCAAAGGACGAGACAAAUCGCUACACGGACAGAGUUCAGCUCUUUAAUGAUUGUCUUCCAGGAAAUCUCUCUCUGCUCAUAUCACACCUGACUGUAGAGGAUGGAGGAGAUUACAAGUGUAGUCCUAAAGAGAGUGAAUACGGAGACUUCAGACUCACUGUUAAAGGCUGCAGGCUGGAAGGAAACAGAGAGACAAAACCCAUCACUGCAUACACAGGAGGCUCAGUACUGCUGCCCUGCUCCUGCACUGACCUCCACACCAAACCUGAGACCUUCACAUGGAGGAAAUACACAAAGGAAAAGAAAUGGGUAGAGAUAUCUCCUGAGAGUGAGCAGUACAAAGACAGAUUUCAGCUGGUUAAUGAUCACUCUUCAGGAAAUCUCUCUCUGCUCAUAUCACACCUGACUGAAGAGGAUGGAGGAGAUUACAAGUGUAGUCUUAAAGAGAGUGAAUACAGAUAUUUCAGACUCACUGUUAAAGACGCACCAACAAGACCUUCAACAUCCACAGCAGUGAUCACAACAACUUCACCUAAUUCCAAACCAGAUGUCACAACAAAUGCUACAAAACCAACCUCAGUGGUCAAAGACAAAACAACUGCGCACACUGAAACAUCUUCUGACAAAGGUAAUGUGGUACCUGACGCGCAGAAUACCUACAUGUACUUUACUGUCUGA